AUGAAUAAAAUACCAAUCAAUUCACCUAUUAAAGAUGACUCAAUUAAGUACCUUUAAAUUAUUCGAGAGAAAGAGGAAUCAAUUCAAGCACUUUAAACUAUAAAUGAUUAAUUGAGAUAAGAUAUAAUUCAACUUUAAAGUCAACUUGCAGAAUCUUUUAACAAUAAAAAUUUCAAAUACUAAAAAUUAGAAGAAUCCAAUUAACAAUUAAAAGUAAUGUUAACAGAUACAUAGAAUCUUGUAUUAUAAUAUCAAAGUGAUAUUGAUAUAUAUCAUUAAAUUGUAGAAUAAAUAAUCAAAUCUACUCAACUCUAUAGAUUUAAUCAAAAAACAACAAUCCCUCAAAUUCUAAAUUUCUUAAAUCAAGAAGUCUAUAAUUAAGACAUUGUCAAUCUUUGGAAUGAAUUAAAAUAAAUUCUAAAGUAAGCUAUAAAUUAGAUAAAUAUUAAAAUGUCUUCUCCUUAAUUAAAAGAAAUAUAUACAAAAUUCUAUAAGAAUUAUGAAAAUCAAUAUCAUCCAUUAUCAACUAUGUCAAUAUUUGAAGAAAUCAUUUUAAUGUUAAAUGAAAAAGUAUCUCAAUAAAUUGAAACAUAAGUAAUGAAUUAUUCUGAUUAAUUUACACAUUAAAUAAAUAAGAUCAAUCUAUUUGAAACUUCAAUUGUUUUAAUCAAUUUUGAAGAAGAUUAACUUAAAAAGAAAUUGAAAUCUUAAUAAAAAUAAAUUAUUUAACUUAAAGAGGAAUUAGAAUCAUAAUUAAAAAUUAACAAGAUUUUUGAAGAAUAAAUAUAAACUUUAACAAUGAAAAGUUCUGAAAGAAAACCUUUUAUUGAAAUAUUAAGUAUAAAAGAUGUUAGUUCUUCAUCAGAAGAUGAUAAUGUUGAAAUAUUAAAAUUAAAUAAUGAAUUAGAAUAAAAAGAUACACUUAUUUAAAAGUUAUAAUAAACAAUCUAAAAUCAACAAUUAAUGUUAGAUAGAGUAAAUAUAGAGAAUUAAUAUUGGGAUUUAAUUAUUAAUUGUGAUGAGGAUAGUUUAUUCACAAUAAUUAAUUAAGGAUGGACAUUAAAUUUUAAAUAAGAUUAUGGACUUUCAAAUUAUCAAGUUUUUUAUUCAUUUCUUGGUUUUGAUAGUUCAUAUUUAUAAUUCAUUUUAGAGAAUUUAUUUGUUAAUGAUUUUUAUUUCUAAAAAUUAUCAGAUCAAACUUAUUUAUAAUUAGCAAAUAAUUAACUUGCAUAUUUAAAAUCAAUAUUUUGUAAUGAAUAUAAUACUCUUAUUUAAACAAAAGUAUUACAUCCAUUAGUAAAUAAUUUUUAUGAAACAAGUGAAUUGGUGGAAGGAUAAUAAAUGUUAAAUGAAUUUUGGAUAAAAUUUUCACUAAAUAAUGGAAUAUUAUUUCUAUGUUUAAAAAAUUAUAAUGAAUAAAACUUAACUUUGUUAUAGUUAGCUAUUAAUAUUCAAAAUUAAAUUGAGUAAACAUCAGUUUUAAUAGUAAUAUUUGAAGAUGAAUAUACAGAGUCUGAUGUUGUAAUGAAAAUAAUUUAAUCAAAUGAAUUUAUUGGUGUAGAUGAUGAAAUAGAUGAUUAAUAAUAAAAUAUUAGAAUUAGUAUGACAAGUGGAGAUAAUUUUGAUUUUAAUAAUUUAAAUAAGAGGAUAAGCAAAUAAAAAAUAGAUUAUGUAUAAUAAUUAAAUCAAUUUAUGAAACAUAAUUUAGAUGUGUAUUUUAAGAAAUCAGAAUAAUCUAAAUUAGAAUUCAAUUAAUCAUUACUUUCUGAAAAUGUAUAUGAAAUGAAAUUAGUUUAAAGUUAAGAAUCAGAUUAAAUUAAAAUAUAAACAUAUAGUUAAGUAUAAGUCAUAAAGAAUGAUGAAAUAAUGAUCCAUAAAAUAUCAGAUAGUUAAUAUGAUAUAUUCUUUUUUGAAAAAUUAUAAGAAGUCAGAUUAAAAAGCUAUUAAAUUAAUAAUUAAGGUUUAAUUAUAAAAUUAAAAUGUACUUUUGACAAUGAUGAUAUGAUUACUAAAUAAUACAUAUUAAAAUCAACAUAUAUCAAAGAAGAUUAAGGAGAGAUAUCACACACUAUUUUUGAUAAUAAACUGAUUUUGUAAUUAUGA
This is a messenger RNA of Paramecium pentaurelia, 2103 nucleotides long. The record is from the annotation of a GenBank genome assembly. NCBI's taxonomy places the organism in Eukaryota, Ciliophora, Oligohymenophorea, Peniculida, Parameciidae.